Messenger RNA from Nannochloropsis gaditana CCMP526, 2200 nucleotides. Its product is annotated as pas pac sensor hybrid histidine kinase. Gene Ontology annotation, molecular function: protein dimerization activity. The transcript has 3 exons. The record is from RefSeq and is a predicted model, not a curated record. Bases 26 to 1354 code for a protein of 442 amino acids.
CGACAGAGCAGUGGGUCCAAGGGGCAUGUCGGAGAUUGACAGCCUGUUCAGUGCGCUCGGAGAGACGGGCGAUGUGGACGCAGAUCUGAGCAUUCUGGAGGCCCUUUGUGGUCUUGAGGGCGUUGAUGCCUCUGCCGCCGCUGCCGCCGCUGUUGAAGAAGAGCAAUCGGACGAUGAUGAGGACGACUCUUUCGAUGGAGAAGGGCAGCCGCGAAAAAAGCGGGCACGGCGGACGCGUACAGAACUCAAUGAAAUUGAAAAGCAGCGGACCCGUCGAAUCAACGAGCAGAUCCAGUCGUUGCGCUCUCUUCUCGAGGCUUCAGGUUUAAACACCAAAAAGGACAAGUUUUCAAUCUUAAAGAAUACCACGGAAUACUUAAAGAAGCUUAAACUGCUUCUAAAUAAAUCGCAAGCUCAAAUUCAAGCGCUGGCAGCCAACCGGAGGGCAGCCGCCGCGACAGCCGCAGCAGCUAAAGCCGCAGCAGGUGCAGCGCCCACUCAGGCCUCGACGUCCAUCAUGCCAGUAUCGCCGGGAAAUGCGCUGGGAGACACGAAGUACUACGUGGAAGUAGACUCGAACGCGGGGAAAGAGAGCAGCAACGGCUCGUUGCCCUCCGGGCCAGCUCUGGGGAUGAUGAUCCAGCGGCCCCCCAUCGCCCCCGGCACCCUGGUCGAGGCGGGGUCGUGGGCGCCGAACAAGAAGAGCGCCGAUUAUGCGCUCAUGUUCCAGAAUGCCUCCAUCGCCAUGGCGGUCGCCAGUCUAGACGGGAAAUUCGUCGACUGCAACUCGGCCUUCUCCAUUAUAUCCGGGUAUUCGAACGGAGAAGUCCUGCAGCGCUCUGUGUUUGACUUGACCCCGGCGGAGGACUGUCAGGAGCUGAUGGGCAUCGUGGGCAAGAUGAUGGAGUCGCCCGCUGAGUCCGCGAAACAUUUUUGGAAGCGCUGCUGCUUCGAAAACCGCGACUGCCACUGCUUCGUCUCCAUGUGGCUGGUCCGCAAGGCUUCAGGCGAGCCGGUCUUCUUCCAGUGCGCCGUCUUGCCUCUGGAAGACUACCCCAUGGCCUCCAAAUCCGUCACUCACGACGCCUCCUCUGUCCCCGAUGACGGGAACGCUAUUGCGGGACCGGCGGGGGAGGGGGAGGGCUACCUGGCAUUGGAGGAUCGUGUGGAAACCAGCGAGGCAAAUGCCCUUUUGCAACCGCCACAGCAGCAACUCGAGCACGAGCGGCAAGAGAUGCCGUGCGAGACCGAGAAACAAAGAGUCAUGGAAUCUGCACUGGACCCGGCGCUGGAUUCUGGAAACGCUUAUUUGCAGGUACGCGACGACGGCGAGACCUCUCUGGACACAAAGUAGAAGGAGGCGUUGAAGUGAAGGGGAAGAGGGCUCUGAGGCGAGGGAAGAGGACGGAGCAGAAUUGCAAGAAGGAAGGACCCACUAGAGGAUGAAGAGGAAAGAUAGUCGGGGCACAUGGUCGUGCCUCACGUUUCAAGCGCCAUAAAAGGGGUCUCGCCCUCACUUUCAUGUAUGUAUGUAUAAGGAGACAAACAGGCUGCGAAAAGGCAGUACUGAUGAAAAAAGGGAGAUCGAGUCUUCAACGAAAGGUAUGGGUGCCAUGGUUUAGAGAAAAUUUAACCAUGUCGUGACUAAAAAGCUUGAGUGGCAGCAAGCUUCGCUGACAUGAGGCCGCAAAGCCUUCCAAGGGGUCGCACCGUGAGAAAAUCAUCAGACGCCCAAAGCAGAUUGAUGAAAAACGGGGACUUAAUGGAGCGAAGGGUUUCAUUGAAGUUUGAAUGGCAUCAUCGAAAGUUGAACGCUUUAAUUGAAAUGUAAUGUGUGAAAGGAAAGACGGCGGGAAAGCUGGGCUGGCCGUGGGCGGUGACAGGGCUGAGCGAGUGCGCGAAGGGGAGCGGUCCACGGCUGCUGAAUAGUGAGGUGUAUGGAUCAGCACGCGGGUCUUGACUUGAUGAUGUAUUUAUUUCAAUCUGUACUUGAGCAUGACGGAAAUUACUGCAGGACUUGCAAGGCGACCGAGUUCCCCCUAGAUGUGGGUUAGACGUCUGGAUGCGAAGGAGGCGGGCAGUGAAGUGCGAUCGCGUGGUAUUUUCGCGUGCCAUGAGGGGGUGAGGUGCUGCUACACACGAGGACCCGACAUCGGGCGAGGCGUUGUGCAGCAACGAAAGAAAAAAACACACGCAAGAA